This is a messenger RNA of Rangifer tarandus platyrhynchus (Svalbard reindeer), 3288 nucleotides long. NCBI's taxonomy places the organism in Eukaryota, Metazoa, Chordata, Mammalia, Artiodactyla, Cervidae. The record is from the annotation of a GenBank genome assembly.
AUGGAGCCCCCUGCUGGUGACUUACAGCUGGUGCCUGGAGCCACCAAGGACGUCCUGGCUGCAGAUGCCGGGUGCUGCCGGGCAGCCCUCUCCACCGUCGUGGCCACCAGCAUCGUCCUCGUCACCCUGGGAGUCCUUGUGGCCUCCCUCUCUACACAGGGCGUCGACGUAGAGCACACAGCCGAGCUGCGUGGGAUCCGGUUUGCCCCCAGCUUGCAGCAGGAGACCUCAGAGUACUACCGCACGCUGACGCCCACUCUGGAAAUGCUGUUUGUCAGCAGCUUUCAAGAGACAGAGUUGGAGUCCAGCUGCGUGGGCUGCACAGUGCUGAGUUACUGGGAGGGCAAUGCCAGCGUCCUGGUGCAUUUCCGGCUGCACUUUCUGCUGCUGGCCCUGUGGACGCCGAGCCCAGGCCUGGAGGAGCAGCUAUUGCAGCAGGGACUUCAUGCAAGGCUGCAGGGCCUCGGCAUCCCCCUGGCCCCCUAUGGCACCAUUGUGUCUGCCCAGCUCACAGGAAGCCAGAAGGGGCUGCUGACAGAAAGAGACUUAAAAUCAGGUCGCUGUCCAGGGACUGCCUUUUCCUGCGGGAACAGCCAGUGUGUGACCAAGCUGAACCCAGAGUGUGAUGACACGGCGGACUGCUCCGACGGCUCCGACGAGGCCCACUGUGACUGUGGCUUGCAGCCUGGCUGGAAGACCGCUGGCAGGAUUGUGGGUGGUGUGGAAGCGUCCCCAGGGGAGUUCCCUUGGCAAGUCAGCCUCCGUGAAAACAACGAACACUUCUGUGGGGCUGCCAUCAUCAGUGCCAGGUGGCUGGUGUCUGCUGCCCACUGCUUCAACGAAUUCCAGGACUCCCCGGAGUGGGUGGCUUACGUGGGCACCACCUACCUCAGCGGCUCAGAGGCCAGCACGGUGCGGGCCCGCGUGGCCCGGAUCAUCACACACCCAUCCUACAACUCGGACACAGCUGACUUCGACGUGGCGGUGCUGGAGCUGGGCGGACCCCUGCCCUUCAGCCGGCACGUGCAGCCCGUGUGCCUGCCGGCCGCCUCGCACGUCUUCCCACCAAGGAAGAAGUGCCUCAUCUCAGGCUGGGGCUACCUCAAGGAGGACUUCCUGAUCAAGCCAGAAAUGCUGCAGAAGGCUACUGUGGAGCUGUUGGACCAGGCCCUGUGCACUAGCCUCUACGGCCACUCACUCACUGACAGGAUGGUGUGUGCUGGCUACCUGGAUGGGAAGGUGGAUUCCUGCCAGGGUGACUCGGGGGGCCCCCUGGUCUGCGAGGAGCCCUCUGGUAGGUUCUUCCUGGCCGGCAUCGUGAGCUGGGGAAUCGGCUGUGCGGAAGCCCGGCGUCCAGGGGUCUAUGCCCGGGUGACCAGCCUGCGGGACUGGAUCCUGGAGACCAUUGCCGCUGCAAGCAAGCCUCCCGUCCCCACGGUGGCUCUCGUCUCCACCACUCUCAGCCCUGCCUGGCCCACCAGCCCCAAGAGCCUGGUGACUGACGCCCGCACCAGACCCACACUGGCCACCAGCACUGUGCCUCUCAACUUGGCCACCACUUCUAAGCCACAAGAGUGUGGGGCCAGGCCGGCGUUGGAGAAGCCCACCCGGAUCGUGGGGGGGCUAGGGGCCGCCUUGGGGGAGGUGCCCUGGCAGGUCAGCCUGAAGGAGGGCUCGCGGCACUUCUGCGGAGCCACCGUGGUGGGGGACCGCUGGCUGCUGUCUGCUGCCCACUGCUUCAACCACACGAAGCUGGAGCUGGUGCGGGCCCAGCUGGGCACCGCAUCCCUGUCGGGCGUUGGCGGGAGCCCCGUGAAGGUGGGGCUCAGGCGGGUGGUGCUGCACCCCCAGUACAACCCCAGCAUCCUGGACUUCGACGUGGCUGUGCUGGAGCUGGCCAAGCCUUUGAUCUUCAACAAGUAUGUGCAGCCCGUCUGCCUGCCGCUGGCCAUCCAGAAGUUCCCUGUGGGCCGCAAGUGUGUGAUCUCCGGGUGGGGCAACACGCAGGAGGGCAACGCCACCAAGCCUGACCUCCUGCAGCGGGCGUCCGUGGGCAUCAUCGACCACAAGGCAUGUAGCGCCCUCUACAACUUCUCGCUCACGGACAGGAUGAUCUGCGCCGGCUUCCUGGAGGGCAAGGUGGACUCCUGCCAGGGUGACUCUGGGGGACCCCUGGCCUGUGAGGAGACACCCGGUGUGUUUUAUCUGGCUGGGAUUGUGAGCUGGGGCAUUGGCUGUGCGCAGGUCAAGAAACCAGGCGUGUAUACCCGCAUCACUCAGCUCAAGGGCUGGAUCCUGGCCACCAUGUCCUCCCACUCUCUCCCCAUGGCCCCGCUGCCCGCCACGAGGACGCCCACCAGCAGUCACACCACCAGGACAACAACAGGCCUCACGGUCCCGGGAGUCACGACCAGCACACCCACUCCCCGGGCCACCAGCAGGGUGACCAGUCAACCUGCUGACAGGACCACCGCCGCUGUGACCUCCACCCCUAGGGGGCAGACACCACUGGCCCCCACUCCCAAGACCACGGUGGGCGCCCAGCUGCCAGACUGCGGCCUGGCACCGGCUGCAGCGCUGACCCGGAUCGUGGGCGGCAGCGCUGCGGGCCGCGGGGAGUGGCCGUGGCAGGUGAGCCUGUGGCUGCGGCGGCGGGAGCACCGCUGCGGGGCUGUGCUGGUGGCCGAGAGGUGGCUGCUGUCAGCGGCGCACUGCUUCGACGUCUACGGGGACCCCAAGCAGUGGGCAGCCUUCCUGGGCACGCCGUUCCUGAGUGGCGCUGACGGGCAGCUGGAGCGCGUGGCGCGCAUCCACAAGCACCCCUUCUACAACCUCUACACACUCGACUACGACGUGGCACUGCUUGAGCUGGUGGGGCCAGUACGCCGCAGCCGCCUGGUGCGGCCCAUCUGCCUGCCCGAGCCGGCCCCACGGCUCCCCGACGGUGCACACUGCAUCAUCACAGGCUGGGGCUCCGUGCGCGAGGGAGGCUCGAUGGCCAGGCAGCUGCAGAAGGCGGCCGUGCGGCUGCUCAGCGAGCAGACCUGCCGCCGCUUCUACCCGGUGCAGAUCAGCAGCCGCAUGCUGUGCGCCGGCUUCCCGCAGGGAGGCGUGGACAGCUGCUCGGGUGACGCCGGGGGACCCCUGGCCUGCAGGGAGCCCUCCGGCCGCUGGGUGCUAACUGGGGUCACCAGCUGGGGUUACGGCUGUGGGCGGCCCCAGUUCCCGGGCGUGUACACCCGGGUGGCUGCUGUCAGAGGCUGGAUUGGGCAGAACAUCCAGGAGUGA